AUGAAUACGUACAGCACCAUCGAACCCACCGUCAUUGACGAAGACCUUCUUCGAAAGGCCGUAAAUGAGCAAGCUUCACCUGAGAUCGCUGAUACGGCAAGACGGGAAGGUAUCGACCCAUCAGAUGUCACAACCUUGAGAUUAGAUUAUAAGAAUAUCCUCAAGAUCGAUAAUCUAUGGAUGUUUGAAAAUCUCACCAAGCUUCAAAUUGACAAUAAUAUCAUCGAACGGAUAGAAAACAUCAGUUUCCUCAAAAACCUGCAAUGGCUUGAUCUGUCGUUUAACAAUAUAUCAAAGAUCGAGGGGCUGGAGGGUCUUACGAAAUUGACGGACUUGACGCUGUACAAUAAUCGAAUAUCACGAAUUGAGAACUUGGAUGAUCUUGUCAAAUUGAACGUGCUGUCGCUGGGGAAUAACGGGUUAACAGUUUUGGAAAAUGUGAAUUAUCUGGCCAAAUUUGAGAACCUUCGCGUCCUCAACCUUUCCGGCAACACAAUAUGCAGAAGUCAAAACUAUCGCCACUACAUCUUAGCACACAUCCGCGGCUUACGGUAUUUGGAUUACAGACUUGUGGAUGAUGAUUCGGUAGCAGCAGCGAAGCAACAGUACAUAGACGAUAUCAUUGCACAGGAAGAGGAAGAUAAGAUAGUAGCAGCCAGAAAAGAACAAGAAAAGAAGAGAAGUGAACAGGAGGAGUUAUAUGAGUCGGCGCAUAUCCCUUCAAUAGACAGCCUCUUCAACAGCCUGUUUACCGAAGAUCCUGACUUCCAACGCUUUGCACCGAUCAUCACUCCUGAACCCUUUACAGACCUUCGUGAGGAAUACCAAGCCAAAUUUGACGUGGUCAUCAACGAGCUCAAGCAUUUUGUCCUGAAACGCUCUACCGAAAAACAGGAAGAGAUGGAAAUGUUUAGAAAAUGUUUGAUUGAGACCAAAGAAAAGACCGAUGCUGAAAGUUGGGGGAAGUGUAAGAAAUUCUCAGGAAUUAAGAAGCGGUUACUAUUACAGAUACAACAGUCCAAUAAUCCUGGAGAAAUACACAACUUAUUUAGAAACCUCCGCGAAGAGAGCAACGCACUGUCCGAUGGUCUCCUAUCUCAUGAAAUGACGCUUGUAGAGCAAUUCGAGGACGUCUUAAAAGAGUUUGAACGCAACUAUACUGAACUCUCGUCAAGCAUAACUGAAACAGGCGCAUCCUCAUUUGCUCGGUUACGGGAACUUGAGAAUGAAUUCCACGAGCGACUGAGCGAGGCAGUACUUGCUGCGGUAGAUCGUUUCAUCAAAGGCGAUGUUGCACGAGAUAUUGACAAGGAUAAAGAAGGAAUGGGAUUCGCGGAUGUUGAGGAUGAGCUGAGAGAUAUCAUGAACGACAAAGAUGCCCUCGUUAAUGCUAUUAACAGUUCGCACGACUUCCGUCUGGGUAAAUGCGACCAUCAGGAGGAUCUACUGGUAACAGGUGUUGCAAAGGAGCUGGAGAGAGUAAUACAAACAGCUCAUGAGCAAGAAAUCGUACGAAAUCGUGAUAGAGUAUGCGAGAUAAUUGCGUUCUUAGACAAAUGCAAUGCAGAAAUUGAGAUUGCCGAAGAAAAUGCGUAUUAAGCAUGUUUGUAUGCUAGUGAGAUGUACAACAGAUGUCCUCUGCUUAAGAAUUGUUCCAAAGCUCGCCCUAUUUGCUUCAUCUAGAGUCUCUUGUUAAUCACGUAUCUAUUGUUCUGGG
This is a messenger RNA of Spizellomyces punctatus DAOM BR117, 1717 nucleotides long. RefSeq lists its product as uncharacterized. The record is from RefSeq and is a predicted model, not a curated record. The transcript has 10 exons. Gene Ontology annotation, molecular function: protein binding. Bases 1 to 1599 code for a protein of 532 amino acids. Lineage: Eukaryota; Fungi; Chytridiomycota; Chytridiomycetes; Spizellomycetales; Spizellomycetaceae.